Molecule: messenger RNA, 1011 nt
Organism: Nymphaea colorata (pocket water lily)
Lineage: Eukaryota; Viridiplantae; Streptophyta; Magnoliopsida; Nymphaeales; Nymphaeaceae
Product: protein-tyrosine-phosphatase PTP1-like
Exons: 8
Coding region: 1-1011 (336 amino acids)
Biological process (GO): protein dephosphorylation
Molecular function (GO): protein tyrosine phosphatase activity
Source: RefSeq, a predicted model, not a curated record
AUGACGUCAAAGCAGGUGGGAAGGUGCCAGGGGAUCUACGCGUUGGAGGGGCAGCAGGUUCUGGCGCUGUUGAUGGCCAUGAACGUAGUGUUCACGGAUGGGAGGUAUAACGGCAGCACCCUCAGCAUCAUGGGCCGGAACCCGGUGCUUGGCAAGGUGAGGGAGAUACCGGUUAUCAGCGGCACCGGCGCCUUCCGGAUGGCCCGCGGCUAUGCCAUAAUCAGGACGCUUUGGGUCGACAGCAAAACCCGCGAUGCCACCGUGCAGUACGAUGUGGUCGUAGUGCACCGGUGUGUCCCCAUACCCAUGUAUGGUUACAUUGCCAUACUGGUAGUCCACUGUUUCCCAGUUGAUGAUUCAAGAGUUGUUCUUGACUCAAGUAACGAUAACAAGUUGAUGGGAAAUGGAUAUAUCAAUGCAAGCUUCAUCAGGCCUGCAUCUGGUGGGAACCUUUCUUGCUUUAUAGCUACACAAGGUCCUUUACCAGAAACUGUUGAGGAUUUCUGGGAAAUGGUGGUGAAGUGUGGUGACUAUUUCCAUCCUGAGGAAGGUUCUAGGCAAUUUGGGAAGAUUUGUGUCACCACAAAGCAUAUGAAGAUAUGUGUUACUUCCUUAGUGUUGCGCUACAUGGAGGUCAAUAAUCAAGAGUCAAAUGCUGCGCCGCUUCCUGUACUGUAUUUGCAGUAUCCUCAUUGGCCUAAUCAUGGAGAGCCUGUUGAUACUCGAGCUGUUCGUUAUCAUCUUCCUGGAGAGCUGGGUCCUUUGGUUGUGCAUUGCAGGAAGGACCGUGCAUUUUGUACCAUCCUUCACACAAUCCAACUGACUGGUUACAUGUCAGCCGUUGAUCUUGACAAAACAAUCAUUGGGUUCAGAUCACAGCGAAUUGGAAUGGUCCAGACAAAGGUAAAAGCUUACGUGAACUAUUCUUUUCUCAGUGUGUUCUCCGAGUUGUUUGUGAGAGGUGCAUACUUGAGUUUCAUCCUGGUUUAUAUCCUCUCGGACAAGCUAUAG